UUAAAACCUAAUAUGGCGACGCUUGAGAGUAGCGAACAGUAAAUGAACAAAAGCCGUUUCAUUUAGUGAAGAAACUGGAAUUUUUCUGCGGUUUGUGAAGUGAGGCAGGAUGAAGGUGGUGAAUCUUAAACAGGCAAUCCUGCAGGCGUGGAAGGAGCGAUGGAGUGAUUAUCAGUGGGCCAUUAACAUCAACAAGAACUGCCCGAAAGGAGCUACGUGGGACUAUCUCAAUCUAGCAGAAGCUCUUCUGGAGCAGGCUAUGAUUGGCCCGUCACCCAACCCUCUGAUCCUGUCCUACCUGAAAUACGCCAUCAGUUCACAGAUGGUGUCUUACUCCAGUGUGCUGAGCGCCAUCAGCAAGUUUGAUGAUUUCUCACGGGAGCUCUGUGUCAAAUCAUUACUCGAGAUCAUGGACAUGUUCUCCCACCGGCUCAGCUGUCACGGGAAGGCAGAGGAGUGUAUUGCACUGUGUCGGGCGAUGCUGUGUGUGCUGGUGUGGCUCCUGCAGGGCUGCUCAUGUUACUGCGAGCGACUGCGUGAGCCUGCAGCCGUAUCUGCUGUCGAGAGCAGUCUGAGCGCCUGUCUGCAGCGCAUGCACGCUUUACUGCACAGCACCAAGAACAGAGCGCUGGUGCACAUCGCACGCCUCGAGGAGCAAGCAUCCUGGAGUAAUGUAGAGCAAGCUUUACUCAAGCUGUCUGAAAAUCUCAGCGCUGUGACCAAUCAGAUGCUGAAGGAGAAGCUGGAGGACUGCAUUUCAUUGGUCAAGAGUAUCCCUCAGAUGUUGUCUGUUCAGUGUGAUCCACCCGUGCACACAUCAUUCCCAUCAGUCCAUGCCUUCAUCAUGCUGGAGGGAACCAUGAACCUCACCGGAGAGACUCAGCCGCUGGUGGAGCAGCUCAUGAUGAUCAAGAGGAUGCAGCGUAUCCCCGCUCCGCUGUUUGUGCUGGAGAUCUGGAAGGCGUGUUUCACCGGACUCAUCGAGUCUCCUGAGGGUACAGAGGAGCUUAAAUGGACGGCCUUCACUUUCCUCAAGAUUCCUCAGGUGUUGUUGAGACUCAAGAAGUACCCACAGGCGGAGACCACACAGGAUUUCAUGGAGGAUGUGAAUGUGGCAUUUGAGUAUCUUCUGAAGCUCACUCCACUGCUGGAUAAAGCUGACCAGAGAUGCAACUGUGACUGCUUGAGUCUGUUACUGCAGGAGUGUAAUAAACUGGGGCUGCUGUCUGAGGCAAACACAGCCAAUCUCACCGCAAAACGGGCGGAGGACAGAGAACACGCUCCCAGACUGAAGACAGCAGAGAACGCCAACAUCCAGCCGAACCCCGGCCUCAUCCUGCGAGCAGAACCCACCGUCACCAACAUCCUGAAGACAGUAGAUGCAGACCACUCCAAGUCUCCGGAGGGGCUGCUGGGUGUUUUGGGUCACAUGCUCUCAGGGAAGAGUCUCGAUUUGCUGCUCGCCGCUGCCGCAGCGACAGGAAAACUCAAGUCUUUCGCUCGCAAAUUCAUUAAGUUGAACGAGUUUCCCAAACACAUCAGUGGAGAAGGAUCGAAGUCUGCGUCAGUGCGAGCGCUGCUGUUUGACAUUUCCUUCCUGAUGCUGUGCCAUGUCGUACAGACCUAUGGGUCAGAGGUGAUCCUGUCUGACCCCAGCCCGUCGGGCGAGACGCCCUUCUUUGAGACGUGGUUGCAGACGUGCAUGCCAGAGGAUGGGAAGACUCUGAAUCCAGACCACCCGUGCUUCAGACCCGAGUCUGGGAAGGUGGAGAGUCUGGUGGCCCUGCUCAACUCCUCUUCUGAGAUGAAGCUUGUUCAGAUGAAAUGGCAUGAAAUCUGUCUCAGCACUCCAGCGGCCAUAUUGGAGGUUCUGAACGCCUGGGAGAAUGGCGUCUUAUCAGUGGAGGCCGUUCAGAAGAUCACAGAUAACAUCAAAGGGAAGGUGUGCAGUAUGGCCAUCUGUGCAGUGGCAUGGCUGGUGGCUCAUGUUCGGAUGCUGGGAUUGGAUGAGAGAGAGAAACCUCAGACUAUGAUUCGCCAGCUCAUGACUCCAAUGUCAGGAGAGAACACCUUACAGUUCUAUCUUGAGCGUGUGGUGAUCAUGAGCUCAAUCCUGGAGCACAUGUGUGCAGAUGUCUUCCAGCAAACAGGACUGUCCCUGCGGCCAGCAAUCGAGGGUCCGGAGCCCAUUCCCUAUCGGAACCUUCUCCCGGCCCGCCAACCCAUACGUCAGGCCCUGCAGAUUCAGUUCAGGGAGGUUCUGGAGAAAGGCUGGGUGGAUUCACGUGCGUUCCACCUCUUUGAAAACCUGCUGCAUAUGGGAGGAGUGUUCUGGUUCACCAACAACCUGGUUAAGGAGCUGCUGAAGGAGACCCGUAAGGAGUGGGCAUCUCGUGUGGUGGAGUUACUAUACAGUAUCUUCUGUCUGGACACCCAACAGAUCACCCUCACUCUGCUGGGUCACAUCCUGCCCUGCCUCCUCACUGACCCCGCCCACUGGCACAGCCUGGCUGAUCCGCCCGGAAAAGCCCUCGCCAAGUUGUCAGUGUGGUGUGCUCUCAGUUCAUACUCGUCUCAUCAUAAGGGUCAAGCUUCAGCACGACAGCGCAAGAGACAACGCGAGGAUAUAGAGGACUACACCAGCCUGUUUCCAUUGGACGACACGCAGCCAUCUAAACUGAUGCGCCUGCUGAGCUCUAAUGAAGAUGAGACGGUUGUGCUGUCCUCUCCAGGUGAUCGUUCCAUGAGCAGUUCACUGUCCGCCUCUCAGCUUCACACGGUCAACAUGAGAGAGCCGCUCAACAGAGUGUUAGCAAACCUGUUCCUGUUGAUUUCAUCUCAGCUGGGCUCUAAGACAGCGGGCCCUCACACACAGUUUGUCCAGAGCUUCAUCGAGGAGUGUGUGGAGUGCUUGGAGCAGGGCAGCCGUGGCAGUAUACUGCAGUUUAUGCCCUUUACCAUGAUUUCUGAACUGGUGAAGCUCCAAACGCUGGCUAAACCUAAAACUGUGCUGUCCAUCAGCGAUCUGAGCCUUCCACUGGGGCGGCGAGUGGCUGCUAAAGCCAUCGCUUCUCUUUAGAUGAAUACACUUCACCAUCAGCCUCAUUCACUCUAAACCAUGUUUUGAAGUCAAUGUAUUAGCCUUUAUAUCCAGUGGCACACAACUUAUGAACAGCACCAUGUGUUGUGCUGCAACACACACUCGACAUCAAAAGCCUCUGACCUCACAUUUUUGUAGAAUUUUAAGAGUACACAGACACCCUCCCCGAGAGAGCACUGUCAUAUCAUCUUCAGAUGUUUCCAGUAAGCACUGAGGAACUGUAAGAACCCUUGGAGGGGUUUGAUGUCAGAAGGACAGCUCAGUGUUAGUUUUGAUUUGACAUGUGGUAACACCUGUGAACUGGAGGAGUAACUGACUGCUGAUGGAGAGCUCAUUUAUUUCCAUCAUUCUAAAAUGUAAACCGGAAGUAACAUUUGUGUUUUGUUUGUUUUAUACAUUUCUUGUAUUGGGUUUUUUACAUCUUCAUUUUUGUCUUUUUGUCAUUUAUAAUGCAAAACAACGACUAUGAUUUGGAUUUCCUGUAAAUUAUGAAAACCCAACAAUAUAUUUUUACUAAA
Messenger RNA from Xyrauchen texanus (razorback sucker), 3618 nucleotides. RefSeq names its product mediator complex subunit 24 (gene med24). The coding region runs from base 110 to 3079 and encodes 989 amino acids. Lineage: Eukaryota; Metazoa; Chordata; Actinopteri; Cypriniformes; Catostomidae. The record is from RefSeq and is a predicted model, not a curated record. Gene Ontology annotation, molecular function: transcription coregulator activity. Gene Ontology annotation, cellular component: mediator complex. The transcript has 26 exons.